GGUUUUCCGGGCAGUACUGUUUGAAUUACGUUGGGGUCAGUAGCUGCGGUUCUUUUAAUUACAUUUAUAAUAGAACAAUUCUUUCAAUGCAACUUUAAAUCUUUUAUAAUAUAUAUUGAGCUGAUUUUGUUUUCGUUUGUCUACAUUAAAAAAGAAGGCAGAAGAUAUUGGAAUAAGUUGAUGAAAUUAUCUCUUCAUGAACUCUAUGGAUUACAGAGUUAUUUUUUUCUCAGCCAAUAAAUAUUAAUUCGUUUGAAGAGAUGACUGCUGUUGAAGCAGAGAAGAGGGUCGCCAUCGUGUGGCGUGACAUUAUCUUUAGCAGGAUGUUUUCCGGUGCUGCCUAUGGAGCAGAUUCCAGCAUACACCAACCUUUGACCGUAGUCGAUAUGGAGCUGAGCUCGCCGCAGUGCCUCCUGCUGGCGCUGCUCCACUCCCUGAUGGCACAAGAUGUGACGUCUUGUGUUUUGCUCGCUGACAUCUGCCACCAAGUCAAGAUGCUGAGCUCAAAAUACUUAAAAGUCUGGCUUUUGGAAGACUUUGAAUUUCCUCGGACUGACAUCGAGAACGCAAUGUCUCUUCUGGUUCAGCUGAUAGCAGAUGGCAUCCUGAAGUUGCCUACUCAUGUGAUGAUGCUUAUGACUUCCCUAGCCAAGAAGUAUAGGAUUACUGGUGUCGAGCUGAGAACAUUAUCGGAGGAAUACCGCCACGAUUUGGCAAUAAAGCUUGAACAUGCUGUCAUUAGCAACUGUCUCAAAGAGAUUUUCCAUUUGGAAAGUAAAGGAGCAGAUGUAUGUGGGUGGACUCGGAACGGUGACAGCCUUCUGCAUUUGGCUGCAAGGGCUGGAAGCAAUGCCUCCAUCGCAGCACUUAGUGUCCUCAACGCAGAUUUGGAGUUAGUAAACUCUUGGAAUGCUACUCCCUUAGAUGAAGCAGUAAGAUGUGAUAAAGCUUCUUCAGUUCAGGCCCUGUUAAUGGCUGGUGCUAAAUUAGACAGGUGUUUGUUGGGAGGAGACACCUACCUCCAUAUUGCGGCUGCCGGAGGCUAUAAUGAAGCACUAAAGGCCUUGUUAGAUGGAAGAAUAGAAGUUAAUGAAAAAAACCACCUCGGCGAAACUCCAUUAAUUGAAGCUGUUAAAGCGGGCAACAUUCGGGGUAUGGAAUUGUUACUGAAAAAAGGAGCGGAUUCCAGUGCUCUUUCCAGCUUUAGGUUAAAGAAUGGUGACUCAGCAGUACAUUGUGUAGCUCGCUCAGGGAAUGUAGAAGUCCUCCAAUUACUUAAAGAUAGAGAGAUAACAGCAGACAUAAAAAAUCCUGAUGGACUCUCGCCAUUGCAUGUUACUUUUAAUCCCUCCGUUGUAAGAAUGCUACUAAAGAUGGGUGUAGAUGUUAACAAUAAGGAUAACACAGGCUGCACUCCUUUGAUGAUGGCAGUGAAAAAAAGCGAGACAGAUAUCCUAAGUUUAUUAUUGUUAAAUGGUGCCAAUCCUAAAAUAAAGGACAAAACAGGUCGGACUGCACUUCAUUACGCCGCUGCAGUUGGCUGCACUUUGUCAAUGACCACUCUGCUGGAUGCUGGAGUCAUUGUUGAUGACCAGGAUAAUAAAGGCGACACUCCGGCUUUUAUUGCUGCUGCAAAUAAUGAACCAGCUGCCCUGGAGCUGCUUGUGAAGAAUGGAGCUAACCUGGCUCUGAUAGACAGAGAUGGCAAUGGUAUAUUGCAUCGUGAGGCCUGCAGAGGACACGUCGAGGUUGUAAAAUUGUUAAUUGAUGCUGGCCUGGAGGUAGAUAUGAAAGGAAAAGACCAGAAUACUGCCUUACAGUUUGCUGUUAAGAAAGGACACACUGCAGUAGUAACAGCACUGCUUGCCGCCGGGGCGGCAUUGAAUAUGAAUGAUGAGGAUCAGGUUCCUCCUUUACAUCUUGCAGCAUCUGAAGGACACGCUGAAGUGGUGGCUGCACUUCUUGAUGCUGGAGCAAUAGUUGAUUUGAAAUAUAACAACAUGUGGACUGCCUUACACACUGCAGCAGACAAAGGACACGUUAAAAUAAUAAGACUGCUUCUUGCGGCUGGAGCAAAAAUGGAUAUAACUGGUUAUUACAAAAGCACUGCCCUACUCAUUGCAUCGAGGGCUGCACAUGUAGAAGUGGUGAAAGCGUUGCUUCAUGCAGGAGCGGCAGUUAAUAUGAAAGAUGAGGAACAGUGGACACCCUUACACUACGCAGCAGCCAUAGGAUGUAUUGUGAUGGUGAGAGAAAUGCUUGCUGCUGGGGCAUCAGUGGAUAUGACAGAUCAAGACCAGACCUCUCCCUUACACUGUGCAGCGGAAGAAGGGCGCACGGUAGUUGUGGCAGCACUGCUUGAGGCUGGGAUGGCAGUUGAUACGAAAGAUCAAGCCCAGAACACUGCAUUACAUCUUGCAGCUAAGGGAGGAUUCAUGGAAGUGGUAUCAAUACUUAUUGAUGCCCAUGCACCACUGAAUAUGAAAAAUCAGCACCAGAAGACCGCUUUACAUUAUGCAGCAGAAGGAGGACACACUGCAAUGGUGUUAACACUGCAUACUGCUGGGGCAUUGGUAGGUUAUCAAGACAUGUACCAGAACACAGAAUUACAUUAUUCAGCAAAGGGAGGAUACUCUGAACUAUCGAGAUAUCUGAUUCGUGCUGGGGCAAAAGUAAAUAUGGAAGGUAUGGGCCAGUGGACUCCCUUACAUUUUGCAGCACAUAGUGGACACGCAACAGUAGUUACAUUGUUGCUUAAAAAUGGGGCAAAAGUUGAUAUGAUAAAUGAGGACCAUUCGACUUCUUUGCAUUAUGCAGCAGUAGGAGGACACACUACAGUGGUGACAACACUGCUUAAUGCUAAGGCAGCAGUGGAUGCGAAAGGUAAGGACCUGCGGACAGCUUUAAAUCUUGCAGCAGAUAAAGGACACACUGAAGUGGUGAAAGCACUCCUUUGCGCCGGAGCUGCAUUGGAGGUGAGAGAUCAGUUUCAGUUGACUGCUUUGCAUCGUGCAGCACAGGGAGGCCACACUGCAGUGGUAAGGGUGCUGUUGGACCGAGGGGCGGACCCAGCGACUACAACAGGUGAGGGUUUCACGCCGCUAAUGGGAGCUUCUAUCAAUGGCCACUUGUCCGUGGUGCAGGUACUCCUUGUCUACGGUUCUCCAGUUAAUGCUGUGAAUAAUGUUGGGCAGUCUGCCCUAUUCCAAGCUAUUGCAAACAACCACAGCGAUGUAGCAGAGUGCCUGAGGAGCUGGGGUGCGACUGAGUGAUGUCAGCAAUCUGUGGGCUGCGGAUCUGGCAGAGAGAACUGUAAAGACUGUGAAUUGUUGAAUUUAAUUUAUUUUUUAAUUAAAUAGGGAACUUCCCUAAUAUUUAGUUAAAUAACUGGAUUAUUAUUUUUGUAAAAAUGAUUUUUAUGAAAUGAUUGGUAAUUAAACAAUGUUUCUUAUGAAAUUUUAUUAUUUGUUGAUUUUAAUGUUAUUAAUUACUUUUAACUGUUCUUGUAAUUUUAGUUUUAUAAUGAAUAAUAUAUGUAUUUAUAUUAUUGUAUGUUCUUUUUUCUGACUCAUUGAGACUCAUAUUUUUAAACAGUUAGUGAAAAAUAUGUAAAAAAUAAAAUGUUUUUACACCCUGUUACCUGUACUUAAAAUGUGCAUUUUAUUUCUUGAAACUCAUCUAUUUUUCAAAUGAUAUACUUGAAUUUUCUCAAACACAAAUUGUUUAAAUAACGAAGUUUAAAACUAACAAAUCCGAUAUCUUUAAAACAAUAUACAUCAGACCUAUUUUUAUAUAUUGUAAUAAUAAAUGUUUAACUGAAAUGUAUGUUGUGUUAGUGAUUUAAUAUAAGUUUUAGUGUGAAGGCAAGAUUGAUAAUGUGAAAUAUUGUUGUAUUUUUAGAAUUGUAUAAGAUUCACGUUUCAUGUGGAACUAAGUUGAAUGUAAAUUUUAAUUGUUCUUUAUUAUUUUAUCUAAAUAUAAAAUCAAGUGUGUGGAUGUGAG
Messenger RNA from Nezara viridula (southern green stink bug), 4002 nucleotides. The record is from the annotation of a GenBank genome assembly. NCBI's taxonomy places the organism in Eukaryota, Metazoa, Arthropoda, Insecta, Hemiptera, Pentatomidae.